AUGGAUGAGCCUGCAAGACAAGUAAUAGCUCUGAUCGGGCUGGGCACCAUUGGAAUUUCCUUUGCAGCCCUGCACCUCAAGCAUUCUGACGCCUUGCUCCGCGUGUACGACCCACGACCUGACCUCAAGCAACAUGUUGCAUCGAUGCUUCCGGUAUACCUUGAAUCCACCGACCCUUCUCUGUCAGUGGAUUCGUUGAUCUCCGGCGGCCGGUUUGUACUCUGUUCUACUUUGGCCGAGGCGUGUACAGGAGCCUCGAUUGUCCAAGAGCAAGGUCCUGAAAACCUGCAAGUGAAGGCGUCGACGUGGUCUGAAGUUUUGCGUCACGUAUCCCCCACUGCUCAUCUAUGGAGUUCGACAUCAGGAGUACCCGCUUCUCAACAAGUGCAGGAAUUAAAGGACAAGACAAGACUUUUAGUUGUCCAUCCUUUCAACCCACCGCACGUCAUGCCCCUCGUAGAGAUUGUGCCAUCUCCGGAGACAGAUCCAGGGGAAGUGCAAUUUGCAAAGAGAUAUUUCGAGGCCUUGAAAUCUGGUCACCGUCCUGUGGUGGUACGCAAAGAGGCCUCCGGCUUUGUCGCCAAUCGUUUGGCUUUUAUUCUAUUCCGAGAGGCAUGUUCUCUAGUCGCCGAUGACAUCGUCAGUGUCCAAGACUUGGACACCAUUGUGGAGGCGAGCCUUGGACCACGUUGGGCCGUCGCAGGACCAUUCAAGUCAUACAGUUAUGGUGGGGGGACCGGAGGGCUUCCUGCAUUUCUCAGGAACCUUUCUGGGACCAUGGAGGAGGUCUGGCAGAGUGCGGGCACGGUCAGUUUUGAACGGACAGAAUUUGACCCCACAAACAUCAAAUCAGACGGGGCAACUGUUAUCGACGACAACGACACACCACAUGACCAGUCUGGUAUAUGGACGCACAAGGUCAUUCAACAAACACUGGAAGGAUAUGGUUUUCCCGAUUCGCGUAUAUUGGCGUCACGCGAUGCUGCCCUCCGGCGGGUGCUACAGGCAGCAGAACCCCAUAACGCCUGA
Molecule: messenger RNA, 1029 nt
Organism: Rhinocladiella mackenziei CBS 650.93
Lineage: Eukaryota; Fungi; Ascomycota; Eurotiomycetes; Chaetothyriales; Herpotrichiellaceae
Exons: 1
Coding region: 1-1029 (342 amino acids)
Biological process (GO): fatty acid metabolic process
Molecular function (GO): oxidoreductase activity, acting on the CH-OH group of donors, NAD or NADP as acceptor; NAD+ binding
Source: RefSeq, a predicted model, not a curated record